Molecule: messenger RNA, 10004 nt
Organism: Schistosoma haematobium
Lineage: Eukaryota; Metazoa; Platyhelminthes; Trematoda; Strigeidida; Schistosomatidae
Exons: 11
Coding region: 8298-9077 (259 amino acids)
Biological process (GO): transmembrane transport
Cellular component (GO): membrane
Molecular function (GO): transmembrane transporter activity
Source: RefSeq, a predicted model, not a curated record
GUUCCCACCCAGAGAAAUCAAAAGACAGAGUCGAGGAGAUCGGAAGAGUAUAUUUGGCGAUAACCAAUAUAUCGGAAUUCGCUGAUCUAAUCUGGCUAGCGAUUGCGGUUGAUGUUGAGCACGGCGUUACCACACGUGAUCUGGUGCGGAUGCCUGACCGAGCGCCUUCAGCUAGAUGAGUCCACUAAAACAUAUGGUCAGCAUCCAAUGUCGAAAACUUACAGAGCUAUUUAUUUUGGGGAUUUAUUUUACGCUACAGCACUAUCAAAUCACAUUGGAGCAUAGCAUAAUGGCGGGAAGAGGUAAGGCCGUCCAACCAAAUUGUUGGCUCUUUUUCGUACUGACAUCGUAAAUCUCCUUAUGAGGUGGAAGAGACGAGUCGUUCAGUUCUUUCCCUAUUAGUAGGCUAAAAAUAUACUUCUGAAAUUGUAAAUAUGAUCAAGCAGUGGACCUAACUCCCAAACAAAAAACCCACAACUUUUAUCGUAAUUCAAGUUAAUAGAUAAUGGAUUAUCCCUCUUCACCUCCUGUAUAUCAGUCCCUCUUUCCUGACAAAUCUGAAAACAAACUGAAUCCAAAUGAAAUAGUUGGAUCUACGCGACUAGAUUCAGAAGAUCUGAAUAAAUCUGAUUCCAGUGAAAAUGGGUUAGAUGCAGAAAAGAAACCAAACCCUACAUAUACAGUUGAAGAUGCUGUGGAGGCAGCUGGUUUUGGAAGGUUUCAGUUGAAGCUUUUCAUUUUAUGUGGAGCCAUAUCGGCUGCAGAUGCGAUGGAAAUGCUACUGCUUUCAGUACUUGGUCCAGCAUUACGAUGUUAUUGGCUUCUGUCGUCAGGACAAGUCGCUGCCAUAACCACAGUAAGUACGAGUUACCUCUUUAAGAAUUUCAGAAAAGUUACAAGCUUAUUCGCUUUUUAAAGUCCUCUGUACGUUGGUGGACUUCAAGAGGAAACCAAACCAACUACGGUUUUGUCUUAUGAUCGCUUCUUCAGUAUUGCUGAACAUCUGUUUUUUAGCUAAGAACUAAUAUUUACUGAUUCUGAAUCAAUGGGAUAGAAAAUAAAAAUACCGGGAUGUCUUAUUCCUACUGACGGAAGCGAGUGUUUUCAAAUUGUAAGAUUCGUGUUGUUUUUGCCGGGUUUUUAUUUGGAGCUCCUUUAUGGGGUUUUAUCGCAGAUAGAUUUGGUCGUUGGCCGACUUUAUUGAUUGUUUUAUCAAUGAUAACUUACUUCGGCAUCAUCACAAGUUGUGCCCCCACUUAUAUUUGGGUCAUAAUAUUACGACUUCUGGUCGGAUUCGCUAUUGGUGGUGGAAAUAGCAGCUUCACGUUAUUCUCCGAAUUUCUGACCGUUAAGCAUCGGGCCAAAGUUCUGUUAGCUUUCAAUAUAUUCUGGGCUUUUGGAAGCACAUUUGAAGUUGGUUUGGCAUACCUUAUUCUGCCAAGAUUUGGCUGGCGAUGGCUGGUGUUUGUUUCAGCCUUACCACUAUUGAUUUUCUUAUUUUUAUUGAGGGUAAGAUACCAUUUUAUCUAAAUUUGAGAUAUAUUUAUUUCAGAUUUUACUAAAUUGAUCAGCAUUCAUUAAACUCGUAUUGUGAGUAAUCAUGUGACUGGUUAUUUCUUCUUGAAGUUAUCUAGAUUGUGAUUCUUUUGUUGAAACUUUGAGUUUCCUGCUGUUUAUCUUUGAAAUAGAAUGGGUCAGUCUCUGUUAAUGUCUUAGGAAUCAAUCAAUAGUGCGAAAUUUCAAACUCUAAUGAAAACUUACCUGUUGAACGAACAGUAGCUCUGGUGGUUCACUAAACUUGAGAAUAAUACCCUAGUGAGUGAAGCGAUGGAUAUUAGUUUCGAAAUAUGUCCUGAUUUUCACUAACUGCUGAGUCAUAAACAAGAUAUAAGUACAAACAUUAUUAAAGUAUCUAGUCAGUUAGUCGAAAACUAACAGAGAUUGACCAGUUUAGUCCUACAAAUCUCUAACAAAAAGUGUAGUAACCAGUUAGCAUUCAUUUUUUUAGUACAGGUUGUGAUAGAUAAAUGAUCUUAUAUGACGAAUUUCUUUAAUAUUACAGCAUAGAUGUUCAAAUCCUUGAUUUACUAGAAAUUCGUUCAGAAUUGGGAACAAUAUUCAUUGUGAAAGAUCACUGGGAGCUGACAGAUAGUAAAUGCAUAUUUUCAUCUUAAUUAGUAAGCCUGAACGACUUUCAGAAUCUAAUCAUUCUUAUAGUAACUUGUCGAGAACUAAUUAAUUAUUCGUAAAUUCAUUCAGGUCCUUAACGGAAAUUGUAUUAUACAAGGCAAACAUCUUCACAAAACUGCGAAACGGUCAUUACUACUAAACAGUAGGUAACUUCCAUAAAAAAAUAAAGAAAUCAUGUAAAAUUAAAAUAAUUCUUUCCAAAUUCAUCUGGUUAGUGAUAACAUAAUGACAAUUAAAAAAGUCUAAUUUCAUUUGCUAACCAGUGGCAUCACCCAAACCAAUAUAGGAUACUUUUCCAUUAAUUCUCUAACUGAUUUUUUCAUCCCUGUAAAACCUUGAAUGAUCUAUACAUAAGUUAACUAAUCUCUCUAAUAAUUUACAGUUUGGUACUGUAUUUCGUAAAUUUAUAUCAUACACUUCAGUGGUAUUAUUGAUUGAUGGUCAAUAAAUUAUCGUGUGCAAAAAAUAUAUUAUAAAUCUAAUUAACACUCUCAUGGUUGAUUAUAUUUUUUAUUCCCACCUUGAAGUAACCUGAUUUUCUAAAUAUCAGUGCUCUGUAGUUAUAUGCGCUUGUAAACUUUUAUUUGUGUUGAAUCAUUACCUCAGGUUAUCCCAUUCGCUAAAUUACUUUAAAAUUCUCCUUCGUAAUAUUUUCAAAUAUUAGUUUCUGCCUGAGUCUCCAAGAUAUCUUGUUGGUGCCGGCAAAACUGAAGAAGCUGAACAUAUUAUUGCAGAUUUGUUCCGUACGAAUCGGGUUGUUCCUCUUAGGGGUACUCUUGUAUCAUCCACUGUACCUGUAAGUCAAAAACCAAACACUUCUGUUGUAUUGUUUCGUAUAAUUACGUGCGUAUAAAUGCGUGCUAAACUCUAGUUGGUAUUUGUAAUUGGCUUUGCCCUUUGGUAUCAUAUCGGCAUGCAUGUUUAUUAAGUGCUCGAAUUUUGUUGGUCUGACAUUAUAUUGAGUAUGCAUUUUAUCAUAAUAUAUUUCCUUCAAUUUUGUGAAAUUAUUACUAUGUUCGCCCUCACCAUGAACUGACGUAUGCUGUUUUGUUCUAGGUUGAAAACGCUACACCUAAUCUAAAGCGAGGGAGAACAGCGGGCUCUAAAAGAUUAACCUGGAGGUCAUUUAGAAUGGUGGUCCAGUUUUGGCAGUUAGGUUGAUUGAGAUAUCUGAAUUUCGGAGGCUAAACAUAAUCUCAUCUAGCUGGUGUCGAUCCCUGAUGGUCCCAGUUUGUAACAACAAAAAUUAUCCUUUGAUGAUCACAGGGGAAUCAGUUUGACCAAUGUAUUGUAAUAAUCAUCCGAUGCUUAACUAAAUUCCAUAAAAAGCAAACCUACGAAAACCCAGUUGGUCUCGAACCUGGACGUGGAUAUGUAGACAAAAUAUUUACUCUUCAUCAGGUUUUAGAAUAUGGAUAUAUAUACGGAUGCCUGACGACGGUUAUAUUUCUUGACCUUAAGGCAGCAUUUGAUUCCGUAGAUAGAAAUAUUUUGUGACAAUGUCUGUCAUUGAAAAGCACCCCAAAGAAGCACAUCAUCCGUCUUCAGGCUCUUUACAAACUACUCUAUUGGUCGAGUCAAAGCUAAUGGCGUGCUGUCAACUUCAAAUAGUGUUCGCCGGUCCCCCCCCGUUUCGUUUAGUUUUUUCAUAGAUAUCCUCUUAGAAAUAACACUUCUCUCAUCUAACUUUUCCUACCAAACAUUUUGUUCAUCAGUUUAGGAUGGGCACAUAAUGAUAGUCGUGUUUGGUGAAGAUUCUGAUAAAAUACAAGAUUCUGCAUAUUGGGGAUGCGUGUCUUCCUCUUUAAAUGAUAAAGGGUUGAUCUGCGCCAAUGCCUAAACUAAUGACAAUGAGCAAAAUGGUUGAGUGCGUUGACCACUUCACUUACCUUAGAAGUCUCACCAUCCCUCAUUGAAACAUAUUUUCAACAUUAGUCCAUCCCCCACUUUGCGUUGCAUCGUUGAUGCGCAUUUUUCUUCCUCAUAACUAUCUUGACUACAUAGUUCACAGCUUCCCAUUAGAACAAUUGCUAUUAAGGGGGUUUUGUACAGAUUUCUGUAUUAUUUGUAGGUGAUUUUCGUCACGCACAAACGUCAGUUUUAAGAAUUUCUGGACUCGAACCAAACGCCUGUCCAGUUUUAUCUUAUUCCCAUAGGUUUACUUGCUAUUAUCUAUCUCUGAUAACAACUUCCUCAAAAUACGAAAUAUAUUCAUGAAACCAUUCUACCGAAAAUUAUUAUCCUAUUUAGUUUACAACUGGAUAGUCAACCUUGUUCAGACUUUCUUUCAAUAGAAUAGAAUAUAUCAAAGUCUAAUCUAUGUGUUUUUGUUGCUGUAAACUGCUGUUACACCAAAAACACAAUGUUUCUUUAAUCAUGACAAAUGUUGUUGAGUGCUUACCUGCUCUGUGAUCUAUCAAGAUGGUAUAAAACAUGUACAUAAAAGACUUUCGAGUCUUUUUUCCAAUUCAUAUCAAAUUAUUAUGACUCUUGUUAAUAUAAACUUCUUACUUUCCAGACGAGACUUUAGAAUCGCCGUUGUGUUUAUGUUAUGACUGUGAACUGCAGAUUAUAGCGAAGCGUAUUAUCGAUCGGACCAACGGCACGUAAAACAUGGGCGAGCGACCUAGAGUUCUGAUUGGUCCCACUACCCUGUCUAGCCCAGCCAGUUGAGUCCAGAACACAAGUCUCAGCCUCUGAGAUAUGAAUCAUUAUAUUUCAAACAUACUCUGUUUAUAUACCAAUCAAGCAGACCACAUCGUACCAUAAAAUAGAAAAUAACAUUUUACAAUAUUGACCGGUAGGAAAAUGACACGUGAAAUAAAUAUUGACCAAUAAGAAAAUGAUACCAUCUCAAGUCCAAAGGAUAGCGUUAGACUUCACAAAAUAAUUUUUGGCAUAUUUUUCUGAAUAUCCCAACAGUUUAACCUUCAACAAUUUAUUGAAGAAUCAAGUCCCAAACUUCAGCAAGAGGAACCCAUGUCUUAAUGGAAUUUCAAUUAGCAAGGAGCUUUUUACUUGCCAUCCAUUUUAGUUUAUGGCACUGUAGUUAGUACUGCCUUUCUAUCGAUUCAAUAUGUAUUAUAAUUCUCUUUUCUUUGGUUGUUUAUUAAACGAAAUCCACCUUUUUUUUCCAAAGUACAUAUCUAUUAAUUCCUUUAGCUUCUUCAAAAUCGAUUCAAUGUCAGACAUAAGUAUUGUGAUUUGUUUAUUCACAUAAUUUUCUAUUUACCUACUGCUUUUCCAUGUUUAAUUUGUGAUAAAUAUAUUUAUGAAGCCACCAAAAGAGUGGCCUUGAAUACGAUCAUUAUCUUUCUUUCUAUUGACUUUUUUUUAUCACUUGUUUCGCAACAAUGACAAACUUCAGGUAGAAGACUUCUACACUUCAAAAAGUUAUUUCUAUCCAUUAGAUCUUAAUUAACUGCCUUGCAUACACAUAUUUCUACAAGUGAAUAAAAAAGACCUGCAGUUAAGAUCUCUGCCUGUAAGAUUCUAAAAUUUUCAUAUUUUCUUGGAUUUUUUUUAAGACGUUAACUACACUUACACUGUUGUCCAAGUGAAUUUUGAAAGAUUCAAAAGAGGUCCUUAAAAAUGAUAUUUUACACUUAUAAACUAUGGUAUUGAUCGGAGGAUGCCCCAGUCGGUUGUUGCUGUAAUUCUUAAUCAGACAGCUUAGUGGUUGAAGCAAUCAGUUCUCAACCUGUUGGUCACUUGUUCGAACCCAGUGUCACUUUAGUUCGGGUAGCUGGGUUACAUCACUACCCUCUACAUAUAAGUGGUGUGACCCAAAAUCGAGUUCAUGAAACCUGUACUUAUUGAACGUUUCACGUCAUCAUUAAUUACGAAACGUUAGUACAGAAAUUAUAAAUAACGCCGAAGUAUGCCGAAGAGAAAAAAAUGAUGGACCAAUCAAAAUAUCUUUAUCACUUGUCUCGAGAUAGGCGAUUUGUUUGUGGCUGCAAAACUAUAGUUUUGAUUGACCUCACAUAAAGUCUUCAGCAGCUAAUUUCUGCAAUCUGAGAGUUAGUUCAUUGUCCUACAUUUCUGUGCACACUUUAGACAGGAAGUCUAGAACCGGGUGUAUCUAUUCAGCUUGUUAAUCCAACCAUCUCCAAUCUUUAUUCACCAUAAUUCCACUUGUGUUAUCUCUUUAUGUCGAGAAAUGUACUUGAUGCUUAAAAUAAAACAUACCAAUUCUUAAUCAAUGUAGUAUUUGUUAGUUUUCAUUCGUAAUGAGAGUGUUUUGCUCCCAUUAUUUACUAGGUUUUCUUAUCCAUGUUUCUAAUGAGAGAAAUUCCAGUUAAAUCGGAGUAUCUCCAUCAUUUAGGCGUACAGCAUUAUGAAAUUAUUGUUAUCAUUAUUAUUCAUGGUUUUAUUAAAUAUCAUGUGUUGUACAACAUGGACUUCUCAACACAAAAUAUUUCGAUAACUUUCUUUUACAAAACAAAAAAGUCAAUAGGUGCACACAUAUACAUGAAAGUAGUAUAUAAACUACCUGAAAUUAAGUUUCUUUUUAAUACAAUAAGAAUCUAUACAUGUUUUUAGUUGGAAACAUGUUUAAGAAUACAAGUUUUUGUCCAAGACAGGUUUUACAACGUGUUCGUCUCAUAGUAUAUUUGAUAGAUACGGUAUUUUAGAGCCUUUAUACCUUUGCUUGCGUCCAUGAUUUCUGAUGUAUUGACGUUUCAUUCUACCAGAAAAUUCACAAGAAGAAAGAUAUAAAUGAAAUGGAUGAUUAUUAUCGCAUAAGAUAACAUCUGUCAGGAGUUCGCAAGAUUUAAAUUGUCCAUCCACAACUAUAUUCAUCAUGACUUCAAAAGAUUCGCCACAUGCCUUGCUAACCCCCUUCAGCACUCCGCAACACAACAAAAUCUUUUCUAAAAUACCCGGAAGGGAGUGGUUUCAAACAGUAAAGUACGAUAGAUAGUAUUCAAGAACUUACAAAUCGUAAAAGUAAAUGUCAAGUAAUGCCAAAAGUAUGUGGUCUCUAUAAAAUAAGUCAAACGGAAAAUUUUCUUCGAUAUCAAUAAAACAUGAGAAGCUCAAGAGAGAUCAAAGGAAAAGUUUACGCUAAGAUAUUACAAACUUAAUGGGACUCCAAAAUGGUAUUUGAGUACUGCCCAUGUUCCAGGCUAAAAUUAGUAGUUUGACACCUAAAAUAAUCAAGUGCAAGACCAUUAGAGACAUACCAUCGUCCAAUGAGAGACAAGAAUUCUUUCAUUUCAAGGGGAAGUGAAGAGGCAGAAAUGGAAUAAGACCACUAGCAUACGUAAUAAAGAAUGUUCCAUAGGGAAUCUCAGAUCAUAAAGAAAAAAUGAAGAAAGAACAGAGAAAAGGGUAACUCCUUGUGGCGCAUCUUGAAUUAGUAGAGACGUUGAAGACUUUUCUCCAAGCAUGGUACACUGUUCUCUUUCGAACAGGUAAGACAUACCCAGAUAGCUGUCGGUGUUGACGCUGCCAAACUUGUUUGGUGGUAGUGUUCUCGAAAGUAAUAUAGUCUAGAAAUGUUCAUGAAACACAUUUCUUACCCUUUCCCAAACUAAGCGCUGUAUUAUGCUGCAGAACAACAGCAGCAUCUAAGGUACUUCUUUUGCAUUUGUAAGCAAACUGAUAUGCGUCAAAAUACUGUUUUAAUGCAGGUUGAAGUGGGAGCAAUAAUGAACUAAGUGUUGUAACUAAAUUUGACCAAGCUAUUUAUAGGACGACUUGAAUUCUUUCUAAUAUUGAUUUAGUCGUUGUGAUAAUCACCAGAAAUUAAGUAACAAAUGAAAACGGAUAAAGACUAAGUGAGUUUAUCUACAUUUAAACUAGUUUUGAUUUUAGUGAAAAAUACAUUAGUAUUUGCAGGAGUUCGUAUUACAUUUUUUGAGAUGGAACUUUAAGAACUCCAAUUAUAGUCUCAUAAGUGAACGAACAUAAUAAUAAUUGCACUGGUCGUCCCAAUCCGUAAAAUAUUCAAGUUGAAUAAAUUAUAUUCCUCCAAUUCGGGUUCACUUUUUAUCAGGGUUGUUUUGCUCAGAUGAAUGUAUCAAUUAUUUAUGCUAACUAAACAGAUCAUUAUCUUUUCAUCUGUUUUAUAGAUACGAGAUAGAGGCAGUAUAAAAGGAAUGUUUGGGAAAACCUAUUUAGUGACUACACUAAUGUUGCCGAUUGUAUGGUUCAGUGCAGCAUUUGUUUAUUAUGGUGUCGUUCUAUUAAGUGCUGAAAUAUUUCGCUUCAAGCACUCUUGUUUUGGUAAACCUAUUCUAACCCCAGACUAUCAUGGUAACCUGAGCCAUUUUAACGUCCCACCACUUCUGGAAACUUCAAGCCAAAUAGACAACUUUUGUUGUAAAGAGUUGUCUGAUGAUGAUUAUGUCGCUAUGUUAGUCUCUUCAAUUGGUGAAUUUGUUAGUAUACCAUUAAUGAUUUUCAUGGUCGACUUAGCUGGAAGAAAGAUUACUUUGGCUACGUGGAAUGGACUUAUAGCUGUUCUGUUUAUGUUACUUUAUCUUUGUAUGCCUAAGUCAGCCUUAACAGCUCUAUUAUUUGUUUUGCGCGCUUUGUCUGCCGGUUUAUUUAGUUGUGCAUACGUUUACACAACGGAGGUCUAUCCUACAACUGUUCGUGCAGUAGCUGUCGGGAUGUUCAGUUCGAUUGCCCGAUUGGGUGCAAUGGUCACACCUUAUGUAGCUCAAGUAAUGAUGCCAGAAGUGUCGGAAAUUGGAGCUUUAUCUUUAUAUGCCUCUGUAACCCUGAUAGUCUCAAUUGUAUCCCUUUUCCUACCAAUAGAAACAAAAGGGCGUCAGCUACCUGUAUGUUUUAUAUAUUAUUUUUCGUUGCUUAGUUCUUUACAUACGAAAAUUAGUUUCAUAUUUGACCUUAACCCCAAGCAACUUGUUGAAUAAUAUACCAAGGUCGUUUGUGUAUGGUAAUAACUACUGUUCAUUUGUGUGUGUGUGUGUGUGUGUGUACACACUGAUUACUCGAUGAGACAGACUGCUAACAUUGAAUAUUUACAAUAAAGUACUCAAUUUAAAUGACGGUUCACGUGGUAACUAGGUGAAGAAACUGUAAACAACUCUUCUGUUUUUUUCAUAUAACUACCUGUCAUAAUGUGUAUGGGAUUCCUUUUUUUCUGAAACCAGCCUACCCUGUGUAAAGGAGAAAGGUUGGUCAUAAGCUCAGCAUCCCCAUCCCGUAGAAGACAACCUUGCUAAAAAAAAUUCUAACCACAAUAAACGAUUUGAACCAUUUAAACUGCCCUGGAUGUUAAAGCAUCUUUAUUCAAAAAAAUUAUGACGCCUCAUGGGGAAAACCGAUGCUUCUUCUAACAACCAGAGCAACAAUUAAUAUAGGUACAUGGAAUGUUCGGACAAUGUGAGAGGCCGGCAGGACUAAUCAAGUAGCUACGGAAAUGAGGAGAUACAACUUGGAGGUGCUCGGAAUCAGUGGUACCCAUUAGACCCAAGCUGGACAGAAAACGUUAGAUUCGGGAGAGAUGCCCCUCUACUUUCGUCAUGAAGAAGAAAAUAACUCGCACACUUAAGGAGUUGCGCUGAUGCUUUUUAAAGAAGCACGUUAUGCACUUAUAGGAUAGGAAUCUCAUGUACCCAGGAUCAUCCACAUCUUUCAAAACAAGGCAGGAAGGAAUCACAAUGAGUGUUUUCAGUGUUACGCGCCCUUCACUAAUAGUAACGACAAUGAUAAAGAUCACUUCUACGAGAGGCUGCAAUCGAUUAUAGCGAAGUGCUCAAGAAGAGACCCGACCAUCCUGAUGGAAGACCUAAACGCCAAAGUCUGAAUGGACAACACCGGGUAUGAAGAUAUCAUGG